Salvia splendens (bonfire salvia) is the source of this 517-nucleotide messenger RNA. RefSeq names its product 10 kDa chaperonin, mitochondrial. The transcript has 3 exons. The record is from RefSeq and is a predicted model, not a curated record. Gene Ontology annotation, molecular function: ATP binding; protein folding chaperone; protein-folding chaperone binding. The coding region runs from base 97 to 390 and encodes 97 amino acids. Gene Ontology annotation, cellular component: mitochondrion. Lineage: Eukaryota; Viridiplantae; Streptophyta; Magnoliopsida; Lamiales; Lamiaceae.
GAUUUAUACACCUAAGCGAAGAACUUCGUCAUAUUCUUCCACCAAAUAUUUCCUAAUCAAUUAUCUGCAGCUGUUGUUGAAUUUCAUCAAUCGGAAAUGGCGAAACGCUUAAUCCCAACCUUGAACAGGGUGCUUGUGGAGAAAUUAGUGCCCCCUUCCCAAACUGCAGCUGGAAUCCUCCUACCUGAGAAAUCCUCCAAGUUGAACUCUGGAAAGGUGAUUGCAGUCGGACCGGGAGGGCGUGACGCCGCCGGAAAUCAUAUUCCGGUUGCGGUGAAGGAAGGCGACGAGGUUCUGUUGCCUGAGUAUGGCGGGACGCAAAUCAAAUUAGGCGAAAAAGAGUACCAUUUGUAUAGGGAUGAAGAUAUCUUGGGGACCCUGCACCAUUGAUUCAUCGGAAAUCUCAAUAUCAAAUUUGCUAGUAUUGGAGUUUAGUGUGUAUUGAAGUAGUGAUGUGAUGCACAUUGUUGUUCACUCUUUUCUUGAAUUCCAUUAAUAAACGAAUAUUUUGUUUUUA